AUGUCCAGCUUUGUGAAUCUUCUUGCACUUGUGCCCUUGGCACUAGCCGCCACCCCGAUCAUGAUGGUCCCUAAUCAGGCCAUGAUUUUCAAAGAAAAUGACUUCGCAAUGAAUGCCGGUCGAAAGGGGAUGUCUGUUGCGUCUGAUGGUAAUUGCAUGAAUUUCGACAACAUGCCCGAGUACCGCACGAACGUUGGAUCAAUCUAUGUCCCAUGCCCGUCCGAGGUCAAGCAAGACAUGAUGUGCUCAAUUUACUCCGACAACUCUUGCAAUAACGAGCUGUUCACAUUUACUCGACCCCAUGCGAAUUUACUCAGACGAGCAGUUGGCGAUGGUGUUGGCAGACAUGUCAGAAGCAUGAGAUGCGUGACGAUCCACUCGCCUGCUGACAGACGGGGACAUGUCUUCUCAAGUGAUCACGCGUCUACCAAGAGUCCAAGUAGCUGCCCCAAUGACAGCUGUUCCAGUGAACAGAACUGUCAAUCAACCCACCCGGAGUAUGGCAUGUAUUGCUCUUCAAACACCAAGACCUGCCAGCGAACUUCUGUAGUUGGCGCUCUUUGCAGGGAAGACAGCCAAUGUGUCAACAGUCACUGCCAGAGUGGAAUGUGUAUGGCUGCUGCAGAAAACUUGCGUUGCCUGCGGGACUCUGAGUGUCCUUCUGGCCUACGGUGCCGUCCUACCCGUGUUUUGAACUUGCUUGGAGGUUCCAAUGUCGAAAUGGUCUGCAUGAAAAACGAGGAUGUUCGCGGCACACAGUGCUCUGCUGAAAAGCUUUGCCCAGCGCAUAUGUCGUGCAGUCUUCAACAUGAGACUAACGCGUACUGUGAGUGGGAUGGUACUUGCGGAUUGAACAAUAUGAGCUGUAUGUCGGGCAGUCAAUGCUGCUCUGGGGUUUGCAACGCCAAUUUAUGCCAGUGA
Molecule: messenger RNA, 921 nt
Organism: Penicillium coprophilum
Lineage: Eukaryota; Fungi; Ascomycota; Eurotiomycetes; Eurotiales; Aspergillaceae
Exons: 4
Coding region: 1-921 (306 amino acids)
Source: RefSeq, a predicted model, not a curated record